GGAAGGGCAUGUCUCUAUGGAGGAACAGUGAUUUAGGAAUGAAACGUACCCCAGUACUUACCAUCGAAUCAAGUCGGUCGCAAAACUUUUCCUGCUUGAAAACUAAAGAGCGUGGAUGAAAGUGAACAUGUUUAUAUUCGCUCCGCAAAUUUGGACUCAAUAAGUGAAACGGCAUCGUGAGACCGGACAUACACUUUGGGGUGAAAGAUAGCUGACCGCUGACAUGGAGGGCAAAGAGGAGAUCAGUGAUACUGACAGUGGGAUCAUCCUUCACUCUAGCCCAGACAGUCCAACUACGGUUAUGAAAGACGUGUUAACUCAUACAAGGGCUAUGAAGCUGAAGCACCAAUCACUUGAGGACAGACUAGAGCUGUGCCUGGUGGAACUGAAGAAACUCUGCAUUCGAGAGGCUGAGCUAACUGGGCGGUUGUCAGAAGAUUACCCUUUUCUACCCGGGGAGAAGCCUCCACAGAUCCGCAGGCGUAUUGGAGCAGCCUUCAAACUAGACAAACAGAGCAUCCCUCAGGGAGCCGGGGACUCAGAACUAAACUCUGUGGAGUCGGAACUGGCCCUGCAGCUGCAGAUACAUGAAGCGUCUCGCAGGCUGUGCCAAGAGGAGCAUCUUGGUAAGGCUGUGAAGAGGAGCCGGGUACAGCAGUGCAAGCGGGAGGAGAAGAAAGUCAAGGAACUGCAGGAGACGGCCUUUCAGCUCCGCCUGCAGCACGGCCGGACAUCUCCUUGCCCCGGCUGUAUCAACACACAGAGAGAUCAAGGUACUUCAGAUAACGGCUCUCUGUCUGAUUCUGUGGUGCUUGAUGAAGAAGAGGUUACCAUUCAGUCAUCCCAACCGUGCCUGGAGCCACCCUACCAAGGACCAGCAGAGAGUUACCAGCAACCUUUAGGGUUUUCUCAACCCCCUCGCCACACCCCCUACCAGUCCCCCUCUGUCUUGUCACUGCCUCCUCUGCAAAGCCCCCACCAGCCUUCCCUUCUAUCCCUGGAGGAGCUGUCGCUCAGCUUUAGCAUUGAUCAUGAAGCCCCUCCCAUUCAGCACUCCCCCUGGAGUGAGUCCAGCCUGGACCAACCCUACCAGAAGUCUAAAAAGUCACGCUCUGGGAGCAGCAAGUCCAGCAGUCCAGCUGUGACCCCUGUAUUACCUUCAGUGGAGGCAUGCCUUGGAGACUUGGGCCUGCCAGUCAAGGUGUCUAACCUGAGACUAUGCCACCCCCAGUCCAGCAGCGCCCCUUCCACCCCAGAAAUGCAGCUGCGUCGUCAGCUCUCUCUCAGGUUUCCCAGCACGGAACCUUCUUUUGGCACUGAGAGGAGUCGAGAUCGUACCAGGGGUCCAAGGAGACGACUUACGGAUUAUAUGGUGCCGUCAUUGGAGCCCCCUCUACCGAGGAUGAACUAUGGGAACCCCAUGUACCACUCCGGCUCUGAGGACAGCAGCUCUGAACACUCAGCUCCAUCGUAUGCUGGUUCCCUGUGUCAGGAGGUGCCGUGUCAGCCUACAUAUCAACACCUGCACUCCAGCCCUAACAACACUCAGACACCAGUACCCUACUCAGACCCUGGAUUCUACCAAAACUCCAAGAACCAGUCCAGUCCCAGCAUCCACAGAGAGUACUACGAGGAUGGGAUAUUCUAUCCUCAUGAUAUAGUGAUGGGAAGGGGCUAUUACGGCCAGCCAGCCCAAUCUCCCUCCACCAGAUAUGAGCACUGGUACGAAGGGCCUCCUGUAUAUCCCCCCCAGGCACUCAGGCCUCUGCCCCACCAUGUCAGACUAUCCCGUGCCCCCUCCCUACGAGAAUAUUCUCACCAUCUUUCCAGGGGCCUCCCAAGACAAGUGGUGAAUGAUGAGUUAAAGUCAUGGCACCAGCGCAACCAGUUCAGAGAGCCCAGGCCCCGUUCUCUGGACAGACAGGGAGCAAUCAGAGUGAAGAACAUACCAGAUCUUGAGUCACCCCUCACCCAGCACCACAUGUUCCAGGAGCAGGUGCCUCAGCGACGGGUCCUUCAGAGGGCCCCUGAUGGGACCCAAGUGCAGUGGUUUGUGGAAGUCGACUCUGAGAUUGUCAGUCAGGUCUAAUGCAAGAACUAUUCCACCUUUCUCUAAACACACUGGCCUUCCUUACAGAGCCCUAUUCAUUCACUCAUUUGUUACACCACUGGACCCAGUGCUGAUUAUGUGGACAUACCUUGGCUUAUGGCGUCAUACCUCAGCAUAUCAAUGUCAGGCAUUAAGCCACCUAUUGUGCCUCUUUUUACUGUGAGAAAAGAAAGCAUUGAUCUUUGAACAUUGUUUGUCAACUUUUCUUAGAAAUGAUUGUAUUGAGUAUCUGUGAAGUAAUGUAUGUAUUUUUUUUUCAAUAUGAAAAUGUUUCUCUGUAGAGAACAAAUAAAGGGUGUAAUGUGAUUAUCCAUU
Messenger RNA from Hypomesus transpacificus, 2425 nucleotides. It is a transcript of the gene inavab, whose product is annotated as innate immunity activator b. The coding region runs from base 224 to 2089 and encodes 621 amino acids. The record is from RefSeq and is a predicted model, not a curated record. The transcript is spliced from 10 exons. Gene Ontology annotation, biological process: positive regulation of protein ubiquitination; adherens junction maintenance. Lineage: Eukaryota; Metazoa; Chordata; Actinopteri; Osmeriformes; Osmeridae.